Cricetulus griseus (Chinese hamster) is the source of this 2921-nucleotide messenger RNA. The record is from RefSeq and is a predicted model, not a curated record. Lineage: Eukaryota; Metazoa; Chordata; Mammalia; Rodentia; Cricetidae.
UUACCUCUUCCAUUUCCCAGAUGAAACAGCAGAAGGCAGGGAGAGCAAUAGCAGUCCCCCUCCCAUGUUUCCUGUGCUUCACGGUAGUCCCUCACCUUCAGGAGCCUGGCAUUGUCACCACAGCUCUGGAAGACAGAUCGCUCUGAAGGUCCCUACAGAGAAGAGUUCAGGAGGGUAAGGAGAAGUGUUGGCGGACUACAUCUUCACCCAGCCAGGAAAGGUCUUGUCUCAUCCCUCAUCCAGACCUCACUCCAGUCCUGUGCAGCAGCAGCAGAAGGUGAAUCUGCAGGGAACUUAAGGCCUCAAGAGGAGUGAGGGACAAUACUCACACAGGUCACCCACCCUGCGCCAGGGGGCUGCUGCUUUGUACCACCAAGGAGAGGACCAUAAUGCUGGACCCUCACUUCCUACCCCCGCCCCUUGGACCCAGUGAGGGGAGGACUGCCCCUUGCACCUUUCAGAUCCCAGAUGGGAGCUACAGGUGCCUGACUCUGGAAGCUGAAGAGAGCAGCAGUGAAGAUGGCCAGCAGGGAGAGGUGAGGCUUGUGGACCUGGAAGAAGAGGUGGCCAGCAGAAGCAGAGCCAACCAUGGGACACCACAGCUAUCCAGAGCCUCAGGCAUAAUCCAGCCAUCCAGCUGUUCCAGAGAGGCACGAGGUGGGUUCCAGCACAAUGACAGAGCCAGCCAUGACUGGGAUGUGGUACAGGCCAGGAAAGUGAUGACAACUGGUAGCACCAGCCCUGGGCCCAGGGUGGCCCCCAAACCAGCAUUAGGCCGGAGCACUAGCCUCACUGAAAAGGAUCUCAAGGAGGCCAAGGCGUGGAGUCAGCAGAUUGCAGCCCAGCUGACCACCCCUCCCAGCUCCAACUCCCGAGGUGUCCAGCUCUUCAACAGGCGCCGGCAGAGGGUGAACGAGUUCACCUUGGAGAGCCGUGGCCAGAGGCCACCAAAGCUCAGCCAAGAGGCCCUCCAAGCAGGGCAUCCUUUGAGCCCCAUAGGCCAUGCCCCAGGGCUCAGUCUGAGACCUCCAUCACCACCCAAGCCAGGCCCUCCAAAGCACCCCAGCUCCCGAAGCCCCAGCAGAGGGGUUCCUGGUCACAUCAUGGAGGAGUACUCAGAGGAAGCCAGUCUCCUGCGGCACCUGGAGAAGGUUGCCAGUGAGGAAGAAGAAGUGCCACUGGUGGUUUAUUUAAAGGAGAAUGCAGCCUUGCUAACAGCUAAUGGGCUGCACCUGUCCCAGAGCCGAGAGACACAACAGUCCUCACCAAACCCUCCAGCUACUGAGCCACACGGUCCAGCUGCAGACAUCAACCAGAACCCCUCCUCGCCCGGUGCCACACUCACCACACCAGCGUCCAACAGCCACCACAACCAGCCCGCCACGGAUGUGAAUCAGAAUCCCCCAGCCACUGUCACCCCUGUCCAACAGAAUUCACCUGAGGCACAGUGUCCCCCAAAUGGCACACCUGAUUCCAAACCCAGCACUCCAUGUGCUGAUGGGCAGCGCCAGGUGCCAACAGAGGAGGUGAGAUCCAGCAUUCCCAAGCCUGCAUCAGUGGUCAACAGGACGGCCAGGCCUUAUGGGAUCCAGUCUCCAGGGAGUACCAGCCAGAUAGAGCAGAGUCCUAUGAUGGGAAGACGACAUUUUGGAGAGAAGGCCUGGGCUCCCCCGGCUACCACCGUGGUGGAUAGAAGUCCCCAGCCACAAAGGCACAUAAUGUCCCGCAGCCCCAUGGUAGAAAGGAGGCUGGUUGGGCAGUGAAGGCCAGUCCUGGAGAGACGCCCCUUAGGAAGCUUCACCCCACCCCCUACCUAUGCUGAGACUUUGUCAACAGCCCCUGUGGCUUCCCAGGUUAGGUCUCCUCCCUCUUCCCCUACCCUAUACCCCAGCUCUGACCCCAAGCCGCCUCAUCUGAAGAGCCAGGUAGUCCCUACCAACAAGACAGGCAUUUUGGAAGAGUCUAUGGCCCGCCGAAGCAGCCGGAAAUCAAUGUUCACUUUCGUGGAGAAGCCCAAGGUGACCCCGAAUCCAGACUUGCUGGACCUAGUGCAGACAGCUGAUGAGAAGCGGAGGCAGAGAGACCAUGGGGAGGUGGGCAUGGAAGAAGAGCCCUUUGCCCUGGGAGCUGAGGCCUCCAACUUCCAGCAGGAGCCAGUGGCUGGGGACAGGGCCAGCCCUUCAGCCACUGAGGAAACUGUCCCCGAGUGGGCCUCCUGCCUCAAGUCACCCCGUAUCCAGGCCAAGCCGAAGCCCAAACCCAACCAGAACCUCUCGGAGGCCUCAGGGAAGGGGGCUGAGCUCUAUGCCCGCCGCCAGUCACGGAUGGAGAAAUACGUCAUAGAGUCUUCAGGCCAUGCUGAAUUGGCCCGCUGCCCUUCACCUACUAUGUCCCUGCCUUCAUCCUGGAAGUACUCCACAAAUGCCCCUGGGGGCUUCCGAGUGGCAUCCCUAAGUCCAGCGCGGACUCCAACUGCCUCUCUCUACCACGGCUAUCUGCCGGAGAAUGGGGUCCUGCGCCCAGAGCCUACCAAGCAGCAGCCAUACCAGAUGAGGCCUUCACUCUAUGCUCUGUCUCCCGUCAAGGAACCUGCCAAAGCCUCAUCACGUACCACCUCAUCACGCACUCCGUCACGCACUGUCUCACCUCGUGCUGCCUCCCCAGCCAAGCCUAGCUCCCUGGACCUGGUGCCCAACCUGCCUAGGGCAGGCCUCCCACCAUCUCCUGCUCUGCCUCGGCCUUCCCGCUCCUCCCCAGGCCUCUACACUGCCCCUGUCCAGGACAGUCUCCAGCCCACCGCUGUGAGCCCCACCUAUAGCAGUGACAUCUCCCCCGUGUCUCCCUCCAGGGCAUGGUCUCCUCGAGCCAAGCAGGCCCCCAGGCCUUCCUUCUCUACCAGGAAUGCUGGAAUCGAGGCCCAG